Saccoglossus kowalevskii is the source of this 1870-nucleotide messenger RNA. RefSeq names its product presenilin-associated rhomboid-like protein, mitochondrial. Gene Ontology annotation, molecular function: serine-type endopeptidase activity. NCBI's taxonomy places the organism in Eukaryota, Metazoa, Hemichordata, Enteropneusta, Harrimaniidae. Gene Ontology annotation, cellular component: membrane. The record is from RefSeq and is a predicted model, not a curated record.
AUUUCAACAAGGACACAUGGAUUUUGAUAUGUUCACAGAUUUUAAGUAAUUCCAGCGUUUUAAUAUUCUAUUAAGAUGCCAGGUGUACUUUCCAGGAUUGUAUUGAGGCCUACACAAAUCAAGUUAUCACUUAAAGGAACACUUACAUUUCAGCAAUGCAGAUUUUUUAAAAGGAAAGCAGACACAAAAGGGUUUUCACCGAAACAGGCCGAUGGUAUUGGUUCAUCACAACCAAAAAAUGAAAUUGUUAAAGCCAAUCUUAAAAAGGACUCUUUUGAUAACAUUGCUGUUGAAUAUGCGGAACCAUUACAUGUGCCAUACAGUAAUCUGUUGAGACCAUUUCUGUUUGCUGUUGGUUUCACAGGUGUCACAUUUACUGGUGCAGCAAUAUGGCAAUACGAAGGCUUACGAAAAGCUGCGAGCAAACCAUUAUCAUCAAUGUAUGAUGACAUAUUCAGAACCCCUAAAUUUGGUAAUUUCAGAGAAAAGAUAAAUGAUUGGUACAACAAGUUACCAGAAGGACAGUGUGUUGCACUAGGAAUAAUAACAGCAAAUGUAUUAGUGUUUUCAGCCUGGAAAGUUCCUGCUCUUCAGUACACUAUGUUGAAUUGGUUUGCUUGUAAUCCAGCAUCGCGUGUGAGAUGUAUACCUAUGGUGCUAGCUACGUUUAGUCAUUUUACCGUGUGGCAUAUCCUAGUAAAUAUGUAUGUAUUGUGGAGUUUUUCUUCUUCUGUGAGUGAAAUGUUUGGUCCAGAACAGUUUCUAGCCAUGUACCUUACAGCAGGUGUGUGGUCAUCAUUUUUUAGCUAUGUCAAUAAAUUGGUUAUCGGUAGAUUCCAUCCUUCACUUGGAGCAUCUGGGGCCAUUUUUGCUUUAUUAGGUGCAGUUUGUACUUCAUAUCCAGACUCAAGACUUCAAAUAAUAUUUUUACCAUUCUUCACGUUUCCUGCUAGUUUGGGUAUGAAAGCCAUCAUUGGCUUGGAGACUACCGGUAUUUUACUAAGAUGGAGAAUCUUUGAUCAUGCAGGCCAUCUAGCAGGAAUUCUUUUUGGCUGGUACUAUGUAAAAUACGGACACAAACAGAUAUGGGGAAAAAGGGAACCACUUAUGAAAUAUUGGCACAAAUUACGACAAUCAUAUAAAGGCAGAUGAAAGGCUGAACAUCAAGCAUUAUCCAAUCUAUACCAGUCAAUAUCCAAUCUAUACCAGUCAAUAUUCAAUCGGUACCAGUCAAUGCCCAAUCUGUACCAGUCAUUAUCCAAUCUGUACCAGUCAAUAUUCAAAUGGUACCAGUCAAUGUCCAAUCUGUACCAGUCAAUAUCCAAUCUGUACCAGUCAAUAUCCAAUCUGUACCAGUCAAUGUCCAAUCUGUACCAGUCAAUAUUCAAACGGUACCAGUCAAUGUCCAAUCUGUACCAGUCAUUAUUCAAUCUGUACCAGUCAAUAUUCAAACAGUACCAGUCAAUGUCCAAUCUGUACCAGUCAUUAUCCAAUCUACCAGUCAAUACUCAAACGGUACCAGUCAAUGUCCAAUCUGUACCAGUCAAUAUCCAAUCUGUAACAGUCAAUAUCCAAUCUGUACCAGUCAAUGUCCAAUCUGCACCAGUCAAUGUCCAAUCUGCACCAGUCAAUAUAGGUCUAUAGAUUAUAAUGCCAUCUGAUGUACCUCUGACAAAAUCUAGAUUACAGAAAAGCAACAAAUUGAUUCUGCUUUUUAUUUAAACCCAGAUAAAAGGCUGUAUUUAUUGUGGAUGCACUGGGGGAAGAAAAAAGAUGACAUGACAUUUUGCUAGUACGUUUAGUUGUCUUCAUAGAAAGUCGUAUCUUUAUAAGCUUUUGAACUCUGAUGUAUGCUAAAGAUCUUGGUAAU